GUCUAAAAUCGUCGAAAUGACCUAUAAAAAGACACGCACUGGCUGCCUGCAGUGCAAGACGAGAAAAGUCAAGUGUGACGAAGCGAUUCCAUGUACAGCCUGCGUCCGUCGGAGCUCGACAUGUAGCCUUACAGCCCAAGAAAGGUCAUCGCGAAGCAGGACGCGAUCUCCACCAAUCCAGGCUCUGGAAUCAACCACCGACAUGACUCAUUUCCAACGAAUUGCUCCAUCUCCAACAUAUGGCUUGACUGCACAUGAUAGAGAGCUGCUAUGUCACUGGCACCAAGUUGCUCACAAGGCCAUUGUUCAUCAACGAGGAUCGGAGGAUCUCUGGCAGCACGAAGUAGUCCACCUUGCAUUAGAUCAUCCAGUUAUCCUGAACCUAGUACUGGCCAUAUCCUCUUUCGAACAAGCGCACACUGCCCAUCUAUCACUGCCAAACGCGCCAGGAGAUCGGAUACGAAGGGAUAUCUACGCUUCUCUGGGGUUCAAGUAUUCUCAGGCCGCCGCAGGGAUGAUGAGACACGCAGUAGCGAAAGCCAAUACCGAUAACGGCCCUGUGUGCCAUCUUGCCUCUGUUCUCAUGAUGAUCAACUCCUAUGCCCAAGGCUCAGUUAAAGAGCUUCUACGGUCUAAGGACGAGCCUUCUACUAUGCUGAGCGACCUGCUCGUCACUUGCAGGCUCACAAGAGGCGUCAGGGCUAUCGCCGAAACAUAUGGCGUCAUAAGGCCAGAGCGUCACGAGCUUAUACUAUUUGUCUCUGAGGGCGAACCGCCAGACCAUGGGCCCCUCGAUUCCGUUCUCAACAUGCUUGAUUCUUUGACAUUCUUAGGACAGGUAGAGGAUCCGAACAUCAGAAAGAUUUGCCAGGACGCCUUGGAUCUGAUGAAAUGGCUCGUAAGAAAAGCCCAAACGUCAGAGUGGUGCCCAGCACAUCGAGCAUCAUUGCAAUGGAUUUGCUUAGUUGGGAAAGAGUUUAUGAGACUCGUUGAAGAUCACGAGCCUGCAGCUCUUGUGCUGCUCUCGUAUGGCUGCUUCCUGGAUAAUGGAAAUAGUGGUAAUAACUUUGCAACCAGAGGGUGGAGAGAAGGUGUUUGUGCUGAGAUUAAAAAAAUUAUUGGUUCGGACUGGUCAUGGGCAAUUUUAGUAGAUUAGUAUCAUAACUAUGGUUAGGUAAUGUAUUUAUCAGAUGUCCUGAA
Messenger RNA from Fusarium verticillioides 7600, 1200 nucleotides. RefSeq lists its product as hypothetical. The transcript has 2 exons. NCBI's taxonomy places the organism in Eukaryota, Fungi, Ascomycota, Sordariomycetes, Hypocreales, Nectriaceae. The coding region runs from base 17 to 1156 and encodes 379 amino acids. The record is from RefSeq and is a predicted model, not a curated record. Gene Ontology annotation, biological process: regulation of transcription by RNA polymerase II. Gene Ontology annotation, molecular function: DNA-binding transcription activator activity, RNA polymerase II-specific; zinc ion binding.